UUGAUGGAGAGGCUUCUCAGCAAUGGAGUUCUUACAAAUCUUUGCUUUAAUUUCAACUUUCCCAAUUAUUCACUCAGCUCAAUCAUUGGUGCAGCUGAAAAACAAUGGCUAUGAAGACAUUGUUAUUGCAAUUAAUCCAAAUAUACCCGAAGACAUUCAGAUAAUAGAAAAAAUCAAAGGCAUGGUAACAGAUGCUUCUACUUACAUGCUAGAAGCUACUAAAAACAGAGUUUUCAUUAAGAGUGUCAGCAUUUUGAUUCCAAAUAAUUGGUCGAUCAACAGCAUGUAUGGAAGACCAAAAUCAGAGUCAUAUGAUAAGGCUGAUAUUAUCAUUGCUAAUCCUUUUGUGAGAGGAGAUGAUCCUUACACUUUGCAAUAUGGAGGCUGUGGUGAAAUGGGACGGUACAUUCACCUUACUCCUAACUUCUUACUGAAUGACUCACUGAUUAAUAUAUAUGGACCAAGAGAAAAAGUUUUUGUCCAUGAAUGGGCUCAAUACCGAUGGGGUGUUUUUGAUGAAUACAGCGAUGAUCAACCUUACUACCUUUCUGCAAGCGGUGACAUUGAGUCAACAAGGUGUUCUUUAAGUAUGACUGGUGUGAAUAGGGAGAAUCGGUGUGACAGCACGCAAUGUAGCCUCCAAGAAUGUAAAAUAGACCCAAACACUGGCCUUUAUGUUGGGAAAUGUAUGUUUUAUCCAGAUAUGUUCCAGGCAGCUGAAGAAUCUAUUAUGUACGGGGUAUUGCCAAUAACUAUGAAAGCUUUCUGUGAUCAUACUAACCACAAUACAGAAGCGCCAAACAAACAGAACAAAUUUUGUAAUUACCAAAGUACGUGGGAUGUCAUCAUGAAAUCUCCUGAUAUGGUUUCCGCUUCUCCGUUAACAAACACCAACAUUCCACCUCCUGUGAUCUCGUUGCUGCAGUAUAAAGACAGAGUGGUCAGUUUAGUGCUUGACGUUUCGGGAAGUAUGAGCGGUGCUAAUCGGAUCAAUCGUUUGUAUCAAGCAUCAGAGGUGUACAUAAUGCAGAUUAUAGAAACAGGAUCCCAUCUUGGAAUUGUUAUUUUCUCAAGCGGCGCAACUGUAACAUCACAACUAGUUAAAAUAACUGAUAAUUCUAAGCGUGAACAACUGAAGGUGCUUCUUCCAACCUCCGCUAGUGGAGGUACUAACAUUUGUGCUGGAGUACGCAAAGCAUUUGAGGUAAACAAAGGGCUCGAUGGAGUCACAGCUGGAACAGAACUUGUGUUAUUAACCGAUGGCGAAGAUAGUGGAAUAAGUAGUUGCUUUUCAGAUGUUACAAACAGCGGAGCAAUUAUUCAUACGAUUGCUCUUGGUCCUAGUGCAGAUAAGGCACUGGAACAAUUAGCAGACAUGACAGGUGGUUUAAAACUAUACGCAUCAGAUAAACUGGACGCAAAUGGUUUAAUUGAUUCUUUUGGUGGCAUUGUAUCUAACAGUGGCAAUCAAGCAGAGCAAUCUAUUCAGAUUGAAAGUACCGCAGCAACAGUCAAAAAUUCCCAGUGCUUGAAUGACUUUGUGGUCAUUGAUGGUACAGUGGGGAAAAACACGAUCUUCUUGGUUACCUGGAAUACAGCAAUUCCCAAAAUUACAUUAAAAGAUCCAAAGGGGCAAGUUUUCGAUAAUAACCAGUUUGUACCAGAUCAAGUUUCCAAAUCUGCUCGUCUCACUAUACCAGGCAUUGCAGAGAAAGGAAGUUGGGAAUACAGUUUAUGUAACACUUACACAGCGGAUCAAGUAAUUGGUAUAACAGUGAAUUCCAGAGCAGCUAAUUCAAAUGUGCCACCAAUUGUUGCCGAGGCCUUCAUGAAUGUCGAUAAGGCCAGUUACCCCAAUCCGAUGAUUGUUUACGCAAUCGUAACCCAAGGUCUUUCACCAGUUCUUGGCGCAAAUGUAAAAGCUAUAAUAGAAACUCAAAACGGUAUCUCGCAUACCUUGGACCUUCUGGACAAUGGAGCAGGUGCGGAUAUAAUCAAGAAUGACGGUAUCUAUUCCAAGUACUUCACUAAUUUUAAUGGAAACGGAAGAUAUAAUUUAAAAGUAUAUAUACAAGGCAAUGGAAAAAAUAGCAAGCUAGCUGUGCCAACAAACGGUGCUCCCUAUUCCCCAGGGGUAGUUGUGAAUGGUAAAAUAAUACCUAACCCACCCAGACCAAUUCCCAAUCUUCAAGAUCUGGCACUGGAAGACUUCAGAAGGACAGCAUCCGGUGGUGCAUUCACAGUCACGAACGUGCCUUCAGGUUCCCUACCAGAUGUCUUUAAACCUGGAAGAAUUACUGACUUGGAUGCAACUGUUGAGGGUAACCAAGUUACGUUGUCUUGGACAGCAACUGGUGAUGAUAUGGACGAUGGAACAGCUGCAAGAUACGAGUUAAGGUUGAGUCCUGACCCCCAGGAGCUGUUAACCAACUUUUCCAUGGCAUCUGCUGUAAACAUCUCUAGUUUGACGCCACAACCAGCUGGAUCCGAAGAAAUAUUCACGUUCACACUGGAGGACAUUGCUGUUACAAAUGGCACCGUUAUUUAUUUUGCUUUAAUUGCUUUUGACGAAGCGGAUCAAAAGUCAGACCUCUCUAACUUGGGUAGAGCAGUGCAGUUUGUGCCUCCACCUCCUACUCCAACACCAGUACCCACUACCACCAGUGAUAUCUCUGCUAUUGAUGGAUAUUUCAGCUGCCUCAGAUAUUGUUGGAAUAACUGGAAUCCAGAUUGCAAGAGAAAGAAAUCUAAGAAAAACCUGUGAACCAGUUUAAUG
Messenger RNA from Spea bombifrons (plains spadefoot toad), 2776 nucleotides. RefSeq names its product calcium-activated chloride channel regulator 1-like. The record is from RefSeq and is a predicted model, not a curated record. Lineage: Eukaryota; Metazoa; Chordata; Amphibia; Anura; Pelobatidae. Bases 23 to 2764 code for a protein of 913 amino acids. The transcript has 14 exons. Gene Ontology annotation, molecular function: intracellularly calcium-gated chloride channel activity. Gene Ontology annotation, biological process: chloride transport.